Messenger RNA from Salvia miltiorrhiza (redroot sage), 1005 nucleotides. RefSeq lists its product as uncharacterized. The coding region runs from base 17 to 433 and encodes 138 amino acids. The transcript is spliced from 6 exons. The record is from RefSeq and is a predicted model, not a curated record. NCBI's taxonomy places the organism in Eukaryota, Viridiplantae, Streptophyta, Magnoliopsida, Lamiales, Lamiaceae.
GAGAGAGAGAGUUGGAAUGAUGGGGCGAACUCUCAAGAGCGCGAUUCGUUGUGUACAGACGGCGGCCGAGUGCCCUCGCCUCACCAAACUCUCACUUCACGCUCCUAAAUCAGUGGAGGUGGAAUUUGAUAACGGCAGUGCAUAUAAUCUGUCAGCUGAAUACUUGCGAGUAUAUAGCCCUGCAGUUGACAGUAAGAUCAGAUCAGUUGGAGGAGAAAAGGUUAUAGCUGGGAGGCGUGAUGUUGGGAUCAUGUCUGCAGAACCUGUGGGAAACUAUGGAGUGAGAUUACUUUUCGAUGACUUGCAUAAAACAGGGAUCUUCACAUGGGAUUAUUUUUAUUAUCUUGGUAGCAACAAGUUUUCGCUCAUGAGAAACUACAUCGGAACGCUAAAGAAACACGGUCUUAGUCGUGACCCAAGAACAAGGAAGUGAAUUUUGUAGCCUUUCAAGAACUACUUUAUGCUGAUUGGUUUUGUUUUGAGGAAGCCAGAUGAAUUGAAAUAUUGUCUUACUGAAAAAAGGAACUCAUCCACUUCUUACUUGUUUUUCCUCAAUCCAGUUCAUUACAUGCAUCUUCAUCACUAAGGAUCUUGAUUAUUGCACUCUUUGAGUUGAAUUUGGAGUAUCUUUAGAUUGUUAUAUGCUGGAAAAUUUUGAAGGAGAAGAUCGACUGAGGCCCUUCAAAGAUAUGAUGUUCGUUCUUUUCUAUUAUCAUGACGAAUUGUCCAAAUCAAUAUUCAAGAUGCUGAGUUUCAGAGUUUUUGAUCUGCUGGAGGUGAAGACUUUUUUUUUUUUUACAUUUUAGAUUUCAUCAAUGUGGACGGUCUCAAUUAAUUUAUGGAAGUAUCCUUUGAGGAUCCAGGUAAUCACUUCAUAUAAAUGCGCCUUGUAUAGUUUGAUUUUAAAUGUUGGGGAAUCCAAAUUCAUUAUUUUUGAAUAACACGUCAUAUUAAUGCCACAAUUUUAAGGCAAUGCAGCUAAUGAGAUUUUACAAUUUAUUUAUU